Molecule: messenger RNA, 3261 nt
Organism: Durotheca rogersii
Lineage: Eukaryota; Fungi; Ascomycota; Sordariomycetes; Xylariales; Xylariaceae
Exons: 2
Coding region: 27-2561 (844 amino acids)
Biological process (GO): DNA replication; DNA replication initiation
Cellular component (GO): nucleus; replication fork protection complex
Molecular function (GO): DNA replication origin binding; single-stranded DNA binding
Source: RefSeq, a predicted model, not a curated record
ACUCUCUGCGCGACGACGUCGACGCCAUGGAUCUGGAUGACGAAGACGACGAGGACGAGGAGAUGCUGCAAUUGAAGCUGCAGGCGAUCCAGGCGAAGCUCAAGCUGAAGAAGCUACAGAGUGCCAAGGCUAAGAAGGCGCUAGGGGGGGGUACGGCUCCCCCGAGGUCUGGAAAUACACCCAUACCAGACAUCCCUCUAGUAGGCAGGGCGCAGUCCCGAGCGGAACCGUCGCGUGCCGAAGCCCGCUUGCGAUCGCAGUCCCAACCCGAUAUCCAUGUCCCCGCGUCGCCGGUGAGGAGAGCGCCGACGGCACAGAACGAUAACUCUCCUAGCAGAGUACGUCUGGGCAUCGAUAAGGGCAUCAAAGCCAAGGACGUCUCGUUGAAGAGGGCACCGAGUUUUAGGCGGACCGAGAGCCAGGCCAGCACACACGGGGGUUAUCUACGAAGAGCCCACACCCCCUCUCUUCCCAAUACAGAGCAGCCGACGAGGCAAGAGCGGCCGUUGACUUUCAGCGAGAGACUAGCCGCGGCGAGAUCAGACGAGGCAAGCCGACAGGAGAGACGGGAAAGGAUAGAGCAAGUUAGGAGCAAAGCUUUCGAGCUCGGUAGAGAGGAGAUGGAGCAGUUCAAGAGCAAAGCUACCGAGAUUCCUGACGCCCCGCUACAGCCGGAACAGUACAGCCGUGAAGAGGUGAUGGCUGGUCCUCGGAUCCAACGUAGCAAUACGAUGCCGAGUCUGAGCCGGUCGCGAGGAACUAGCCAUGAGUCCAGUUCGCAAGCAGAGACGUCCGCGCCCAAGAAAGCGGCCCCUUCAGAAGUGCCCGAGGAAGACGCCGCCGGAUUCGAGCCGUACUCGAGCGUCCAUCUCUCGAAGCGUGUGAUACCCCAUUCGGUCCUCACGCGGAACCUGACGGGCAAGAAGACAUAUGUACUCAAGGACUUGUUAAAACAUGUCAAGGCCCCUGAUUUCCAAUUACCUGAAAUCGAGCAAGACAUUGUCAUCUUUGGGAUUCUAGCCUCUAAAUCGGAGCCGCGUUCGCACAAGCCGACCAAUAACGCGAGGGAGAAAGAAACACACGACCCGUCCAGGGGCAAGUAUAUGGUCCUCCAGCUCGUCGAUCUUCAGUGGGAGGUCGAACUCUUCUUAUUCAACUCGGGCUUUGACCGGUUCUGGAAGCUGACGCCUGGCACCCUUCUCGCCGUCCUUAAUCCUGCAAUUAUGCCGCCACCACCGGGUCGUACCGAUACGGGCCGGUUUAGCCUAGUGAUCAAUAGCGAUCAGGACACCAUCCUCGAGGUCGGCACUUCGCGGGAUCUCGGGUUCUGCAAGAGUCUCAAGAAGGACGGCGAGUAUUGCAACAGCUGGGUCAACCGCAAGCGCACCGAGUUCUGCGAGUUCCACAUGAACACGGCACUAUCGAGACACCGACAGGCGAGGCAAGACAUCAACGCAUUUAACACAGGGCUCGGGCCCAGAUCGAAAAGGGAUAACGACGACCCCUUCGGAAAGAGGAGGCCGAACUCGUACCAACAACAGGACCGGGAGCAGAAUGCCAACAACCCGACGAAAUUUGGCAACGGGAGCUUCGACCGCGAAUCGCGGAGCCAGUGGUUCAUUUCCAAGCCUAGUGCCGCGUCGAUGCUCGACAACGAAGUGUUGGGCGGGCAAGUUGCGAGCCGCGUCGAACGCAGCGAGGCGUUGCGGCGCCGGCUCGCCACCGAGGAGAAGGAGCGGGAGCUGAUGAAGAAGCUGGGGAAGAUGGGGUCCGGUGCCGGGAAGGAGUAUAUGCAAAGAGGGGGGGGCGUCGCCGCGACAGGUAGAAGCGGUAGCUCCAUGACAACUCGCGGCGCGCAACUCAACGAUGACGAGGAGCAGCCAAGGCAAGAUAUAGACGCUAAGGCCCUGGGCUUAGUCGCGGAGAAGGGUAGAGAGCCCCGGAUGCAUCUGAGCCCCAUCAAGCGCAAGCGCGCACAAAGCGCCAUCUCGACGUCGUCGGGUUCCGGCUUCCCGGCGGGGACAUCUUUUUCCUCCUCUUCCUCCUUCUCCUCUCACACUACUAACAGCAGGACGACUAAGCCGUUAGGCUGGGGCGGCAAUCUCAGAGAGAAGCUGGGCCGCAUGAAAGACGGCGAGACGCUGCGGCCGAGUAGCAGCGCGACGCAGUACCAGCACCAGCAGCCCGAUAGCAGCGCGAUCCACAACACCACCAACGAUAGCCACUGCAGCAGCAGCAGCUUCACGACGGGAGGAGGCCGAGACGCGGCAGACGAUCCCAGUAGCAGCGGGAGCGGGAGCGCUCGGCCCCCAGCGCGCAAGAAGACCCGGUUCGUGACCGAGAAGGGGAUCCGGGAGGCCGGGCGCGAAAGCCUCGGCACGGACCUGCUCCUGGGCUCAUCUACGGCGUCCGGCUACGGCGACAACGACAACUCGAAACCCGGCCCCGGCGCGGGGAGCAGCAAAAAAGACGCGAGCGCGAGCGCGCGGACGCGGAUGAGACGCCAGGUGGUGGUCUUCGACGACGACAAUGAGGAGGAGCUGGAGAUCCUUGGUAUUUGAUUCCUGCCCUCCCCCGCCGAACAGAGACAUCCAUGACCACGACGGACACGGACACGGACACGGACGCGACCCUAGACGACGACAUCUCGCCCGAGGCGCUGGCCAAGAUCCUGACCGAGAUAUCGAUCGAGGUGGCGAUGGCCAUCGAGCUGUGCCACAAGAAGAACAAGAGGAGGAGGAGGAGAAGGAAAGAAGGCGCGGGCAAAGAAGAAGGCGGCAGUGGCGGCGGCGGGAAGACCGGCAAGAGCGGGAAAGGCGCCCACAAAGCUACUGCGGAAUUCUUCCGCCACCACCGCUACAUACCACCAAACGCCCGGCCGAGGGGCUCCGACGGAUGACGGGUGGACGGGACGGGACGGGACGGCAUAGAGGGCGGUGCGCGGGGGUAGACAAGGGAGGGAAAUACGAUAGAAGGAGUCAAGGAGUUCGGAAGAGGCGAGGCAGCGCGGGAUCAGGAGACACGGCGACGGGGCCAUUAUACCAUCCAUCCAUCCACAUAUACCAUACCCAUGUAACUAACCAACGCACUGUUGUACCAAGCCCCAGCCCAGCCGGCGCGAAAGGGGGGGCCCCGGGCGGAGUCAAGCUGCGGGGGCACAUGUUUUAAUGUCUGAUGAUGAAUACGCAAGCAAAUCGACCGACGGAUCGGGCCCGACCCGUGUGCGUGUGCGUGUGUGUGUGUCGGUGUGUGAAGUAGGGG